Messenger RNA from Cannabis sativa, 1803 nucleotides. RefSeq lists its product as uncharacterized. The transcript has 2 exons. Lineage: Eukaryota; Viridiplantae; Streptophyta; Magnoliopsida; Rosales; Cannabaceae. Bases 1 to 1803 code for a protein of 600 amino acids. The record is from RefSeq and is a predicted model, not a curated record.
AUGCAUGUGGGGGUUGAAACAAUUGAUGGGAACUAUAAGUUUGUCUUAAGUGUUGUGUAUGCUUAUAAUGACGAAGAGGGAAGGAAAGAACUGUGGAAAGAGCUGAUGCAGGUUGCUCAAAAUGAUUCCUGGUUAGUCAUGGGAGAUUUUAAUGAUAUUCUAGCCAAGGAAGAAAGAAUAGGGAAUAGAGUCAAAUAUCGUCCUUCCCAGGACUUUAUUCACUAUGUUUCCAAUUGCCUUCUGGAGGAUGUGAAGUCUUGUGGCAACUUUUACACUUGGAGCAAUAAGCAGCAAGGAGAUGAUAGAAUUUUUUUGAAAAUUGAUAGGGCCAUGGCAAAUCAGAGUUGGAUGGACAUGUUCCCUAAUGCUGAGGUGAAUUUUAUGAAUGAAGAGUUGAUGGAUCACACACCAGUUGUUAUGUCUUUCUAUGAUAUGGCUCCCAGUGGCAAGAAACCAUUUCGAUACUUCAAAAUGUGGAACACUCAUCCGGACUUUACUACAGCAGUAGCAGCCUCCAGGAAUCAACAAACUACGGUGCACAAAAUGUUCCAAGUGGUCACUAAACUCAAAAGAUUGAAAGGGGUAUUAAGGGAGUUGAAUAAGCAAGCUUUCUCUAAUAUACAAAGGGCUAAUGAGAAGGCUAAAGACCUGCUAAAUCAGAUUCAAAAUAGAGUGCAGCAGGACCCGUUAAAUCAGAAUUUGUUGCAAGAGGAAUUAGCAGCCCGAAAAGAUUAUACUGCCUCAUUAAAAAAUUAUCAAUCUUAUCUUCGACAAAAUGCUAAGGUGACUUGGCUCAAAAGUGGAGAUGAAAAUACAGCUUUAUUUCAUGCAAAACUAGGAGGGGGAAAGAUUAACAGAAGAAACAAAGAUAUCAGAAGCUUUUUUGGCAUAUUACAAAGGGCUGUUGGGCAAUACAAUGCAAGGGAGAAGACCUGUUUUAACAAAUUGGUGCAUUCGGGGGUUGUUGUAUCUGAUCAACAUGCUAAUUGGUUGUACCAGAAGUACUCAUGUGAAGAAAUCAAGGCUGCUGUUUUUGCAAUACUAGGAAUCAAAGCCCCAGGACCGGACGGGUACUCAAGCUACUUUUUCCAGGAUUCUUGGGAGCUCAUUCAAGAAGAUUUGUGUGCUGCAGUCCAAAAUUUCUUGCACUCGGGGCAGAUCCUGAAGGAGAUCAACUCCACUGUGCUUACUCUCAUUCCAAAAGUGAAAUGCCCAAAUACUGUAAGUGACUUCAAACCUAUUGCUUGUUGCAAUGUCAUAUACAAAGUUGCAACUAAAUUGAUCUGUUCCGGAUUGAAACAUGUUCUUCCUGAGUUAGUGGCACAGAAUCAGGAGGGCUUUGUACAGGGAAGAUUUAUAGCGCACAAUAUUAUGAUUUGCCAAGAUCUAAUCAGGAAUUAUGGGAGAAGAAACACAAAGCCUAGUUGUAUGAUCAAGUUGGAUCUACAAAAGGCAUAUGAUACCAUUGAGUGGGAUUUCUUAGAAGAGAUGUUGAGGGCUUUUCAGUUUCCUAAUAAGUUCAUAACUCUCAUUAUGAACUGUGUUAGGACUCCAAAGUUCUCUCUAAUGUUCAAUGGAACAAUGCAUAGAUUUUUUGAAUCUAAAAGAGGAUUAAGCCAGGGGGAUCCACUCUCCCCUUUGCUAUUUGUGCUUGGAAUGGAGUAUCUUUCAAGGAUUAUGACUAAGAUUGGGCAGAAGCAGGAAUUCAAGUUCCAUGAAAGAUGUGAAAGUCUAAAACUCAACCACUUGAGCUUUGCAAAUGAUGUGCUCCUCUUUUGUCAUGGUGACUUUAAGAGUGUAUAA